Messenger RNA from Coregonus clupeaformis (lake whitefish), 1317 nucleotides. Its product is annotated as NHL repeat-containing protein 3. NCBI's taxonomy places the organism in Eukaryota, Metazoa, Chordata, Actinopteri, Salmoniformes, Salmonidae. Gene Ontology annotation, molecular function: ubiquitin protein ligase activity; protein binding; translation repressor activity. Gene Ontology annotation, biological process: proteasome-mediated ubiquitin-dependent protein catabolic process; protein polyubiquitination; negative regulation of translation. The record is from RefSeq and is a predicted model, not a curated record. The coding region runs from base 83 to 1135 and encodes 350 amino acids. The transcript is spliced from 7 exons.
UUAGUCGUCUCGUCUGAUUCAAAGGUGCUAGGUUGGGUGGAAGCGCCCGAGAUAUUUGAUUAUUAACCUUCAAGGUUUCCCCAUGAAAAGACGAAAUCCUUCGUGUUUGAUAGUGACGACCAUGGGGACACUUUUUCUGCUUAUGGUGGUAUUAUAUGGUACAAUAAAUUCACAGCAAUCGGAAACAUCUGGCCUAAAACAAGAUUACAGACUUCUAGGACGACCACUGUACAAAUUGGAUAUCAACUGGCCCAAAUAUCCCGAGCUUUUCAGCGGCGAGGUAUUUGGAGUGGCUGUCAACCAGUAUGCCGGUGUGGUAUAUGUUGCACAGAGAGGUGAGACAGUGCCAAAGGUGCUGGUGUUCACCACAGACGGAGAGUUCCUACAGGCCUGGAACACAAGCACCCUGGAGAUGCCCCAUGGGAUCUUUUUGGCCGACGCCUCCACCAACCCCACCGUGUGGGUCACGGACGUAGGAAACGGCCCGUAUGGUCACUCCAUUAAGCAGUACUCUCCCUCGGGCAAGCUGCUCCAGGUGCUGGGCUCAAUGGGGGAAGCCGGCUCUGGGGUCAACCCUCUCCAGUUUGACCAGCCCGCUGAGGUCUUUGUCCACAGCUCUGGGGAGAUCUACAUAGUGGACGGGGACGGAGGGAUGAACAACCGCCUCAUCAAACUGUCCAAAGACCUGGAGGUGCAAUGGAUGCACGGAGAGAAGGGCCAGGGCCUUGCACAGUUCUACAUCCCCCAUAGUGUGGCUGUAGAUAACUAUCAAAGGGUGUGGGUUGCUGACAGAGGAAACAAGCGAAUCCAGGUGUUUAAUUCUGUGACUGGAGACUGGCUUGGAACAUGGGGAAGCUGUUUCAAUGAGGACGCACCCUACUCUGUCAGGUUGACACCAGACCAGAAGUACUUUGUGGUUGUGCAGCUGAACACCAAUCAAAUCUCCCUGCUGGAGGCUCCACCUGUGGGUGUGAUUGGUCAGUGCCAGGUGGUCAGUGUCAUCCAAUUGGCUGAAGACGUCAAGCCCCACCUAGUGGACCUGGACCUGAAGACGGGGGCUCUGUAUGUGGCUGAGAUUGGUGCCCAGCAGGCUCAGAAGUUUACCCCAUUCAGCCUGGGUACUGGCUUCCUGUAGGAUGGUUGAUGCACUCUAUUAUAGGCCGUGUUCCAGGCGGACUACAUUGCAGACACAUGCCAGAUCUCAGAACGCCUGGAUUGGUGUUUAACAUAUCAGUUAACCAAAUUAUUAAUAUUAAUUAAUUAAUAUGCCAUUUAGCAGACGCUUUUAUCCAAAGCGACUUACAGUCAUGCGAGCAU